Molecule: messenger RNA, 581 nt
Organism: Prorocentrum cordatum
Lineage: Eukaryota; Dinophyceae; Prorocentrales; Prorocentraceae
Source: the annotation of a GenBank genome assembly
AGCGGCAGCCGCAGCCCUGCGCGCAGCCGGGGUCCAUGCGGCCCUCUCGCGCGGCGCAUGGAGCGGCUGCGGGCAGGCGCUGCCGGCCUGCAGAGGAUGUGGCUCGGGUCGCGGCGGCGCUGUCGGCGCCGGCGCUGCUGGGGGAGGUGCUCCGAUGCUGCCAGGCGGACGCGCCGGACACGUGCUGCACCAGCUCCUCCACGGCGAUGCCGCUGGACUGCGUCGGCUUCGCAUCGCCGCUGGACGAGGAGCUGGUCGGGGAGGCCGCGCCGCCACGCCCCUGCAGCGCAUUCGGACCCGCGCGCACAGAAGAUGCUGCGGGCCGCGAGGAGGAUAGCGGGGGAAACAUCCAGCGCCUCCUCCGCGAAUUCGCCGGCGACGUGGCACUCGACGAGGGCAUCCCCGUCGAGGCCUGCUUCGACGGGCAGGCUCCGAGGCGCUCGCUGCUGCGCAUGGACCGCCGGCUGAGCCAGCUGGAGCUCUGGCCCGCGGAGGGCCUCCACGGGGAGCCGCCCGCAGGCGCCUGGGUCGUCGUGCCGUUGAGGCAAACGGGCCCCGUGGCCAAGGGCGACGCGGACCAG